Messenger RNA from Capsicum annuum, 1980 nucleotides. Its product is annotated as RNA demethylase ALKBH9B. Gene Ontology annotation, molecular function: mRNA binding; demethylase activity. Bases 389 to 1732 code for a protein of 447 amino acids. The record is from RefSeq and is a predicted model, not a curated record. Gene Ontology annotation, biological process: mRNA catabolic process. The transcript is spliced from 6 exons. NCBI's taxonomy places the organism in Eukaryota, Viridiplantae, Streptophyta, Magnoliopsida, Solanales, Solanaceae.
GAAAGUAAAGUAAAGAAAUGUCAAUAAUUUUUUUUUUUUCGCUUAGCAAACUUGCUAAAUUCAGCUUGUAGCAGAUAAAAUAUCCUACUACUAUAUACUUAUUUUUUAAAACAGUGGGCUGUUAACAUAGAUUUUGUGUAAGAAGCCCACAUACAGUUGGCAAGUACAGUACUUUAUUUACUCAAAACAUAAUCCCAACUCACUACGUUUCAGGUUUUUUUGUUUUGUCCAAAAGAGGCAAAGUCUAAUAACUUCCUCAUAAUCCAUAGAUUCCUUAAAUUUAUACCUUCAACCCCAUUGUUUUUUUUUUUUCUGAAAAAAAAAAAAAAACUUGUCAAUUUGACAAGGUAAAAUUAUUGGUCGGAGAAACAAGAAUUGGGUCAAAUUCAUGGCCGGAGAUUAUGGCCGGUGGUCACCGGUGAAGAGGGAUUUUAAGGCUAUGUUAAAGAAUUUAUCCCAUGAAGAAAUUCUUGAAGUUUUGUCUGAAGGGUUAUGUGCCUACUGCGAAGAGGUUAUAGAAGGUCGUAUAAACAGUCUUAAUCAAAGAAGGUUAGAUGAAAUGGCAUUAGCAAAUGUUAAUAUUGCAGAAAGUUCUGCAGAAUUGUUGCAAGGGGAUUCAUCUGAUGAUGUAAUUUCACCAAAGAGAAAGCUGAAUGUUGAUGCUCAUACACACUCUCCACGAGUUGAGGAAUCAACUUACUCAGGAAGUUCAAAGCGAUUUGUAAGCGUCUUGUCUAAGCCGGUGAACAACAAACAACCAACGUUCGACCACUCAAAUUUUGGCCAAGUUGGCAAUGCAGAUUUAUCGGAGGAUCAUAAAGAGCUAUUUAGGUUUUGCCAAGUUGGCAGGCGAAAGGAUUUUGCUUAUUACGAGAACAUUGAUGGAAAGAAAGUAAAUGUUCUUAAAGGGCUUGAGCUUUACACAAAUGUUUUCAAUCCUGAUGAGCAAAAAGAGAUAGUCGAACUUGUUUAUAAACUUCAAAGAAUGGGACGGAAUCGAGAGCUUAGAGCGCGAACAUAUUCCGAACCAAGAAAGUGGAUGCGAGGAAAGGGCCGCGUGACCAUACAAUUUGGUUGCUGUUAUAAUUAUGCUGUGGAUAAAGAUGGUAAUCCGCCUGGCAUUGUUAGAGAUGAAGUGGCAGAUCCAUUGCCUCCUUUAUUCAAGGAAAUGAUUAAAAGAAUGGUUAGAUGGCAUGUUUUGCCUCCGUCAUGUGUACCGGAUAGCUGUAUCGUGAAUAUUUAUGAGGAGGGUGACUGCAUUCCUCCUCAUAUUGACCAUCACGACUUUGUUCGACCUUUCUGCACAGUGUCUUUCUUGGCAGAAUGUAAGAUACUCUUUGGCACAAACUUAAAGAUUGUUAAUGAAGGAGAGUUCUCUGGUCCCUUUUCCUUACCUCUUCCUCUCGGAUCGGUGCUCAUCCUCAAUGGUAAUGGAGCUGAUGUUGCUAAACAUUGUGUGCCUGGUGUUCCUGCUAAAAGAAUUUCCAUCACUUUCCGUAAGAUGGAUGCCAGCAAAUUACCAUAUCGGUACACUCCUGCCCCCGAGCUUGUAGGAAUCGAGCGUUUUGUUCCUCCAUCACCGAACACCUCAAGGAAUCGGCAGCACUUGAAAGAUGGCAAAAGUGACAAGCGUGAACAUGUUGCAAAAAGUGAGAAUAAGGUCUUCUCCAAUGAAGAUGACUUCCCCCCUCUGGGGAAAUCGACUCCUUCCAAAAGUAAAAGUCGCAGAUAAUUUUCCGUUAUAGCAUUACAUUUGCUGUAUGGUCAAACUACAAGUUGUGCGCGCUCAUUCCCAAAAUCAAUAGGAAAAUUGGAGAUAGAUACAAUAAUUUCCGAAAUCAGAACAAAAGCUAGAGUGUACUUGUAUUUUACGCAAUUUUUUUUUUUUUUUUUUUUUUAAUUAUUGUUAAAAGAUACUAUUUGUUUUAAAAACUCCGCAACCAGGGGAUGAUUUAGUUUAAAGAUAUUUGCAGACCUCUA